Molecule: messenger RNA, 1005 nt
Organism: Letharia lupina
Lineage: Eukaryota; Fungi; Ascomycota; Lecanoromycetes; Lecanorales; Parmeliaceae
Exons: 2
Coding region: 1-1005 (334 amino acids)
Source: RefSeq, a predicted model, not a curated record
AUGAUACGCCUACUAGACGCAACCACUCACUCCAUCGCUUCCUACCUCGAUCCACCCUCCUACGCCAUUAUCUCCCAUGUCUGGCUCCCCCCCGAAAUCAUCCACACCGACAUUAUCGACCCAUCCAUCCCGCUCUCCACAUUCACCAACCCCUCUCACCCCAAACGCAUCAGUGCCGCAAAAAUCCUCAACUCAUGUAAUACCCUCGUCCGUCUCUACAACGGCAGAGUCAAGCACCUCUGGCUUGACACAAUAUGUAUUGAUAAAAGGGACCUAACAGAACUGUCGACAGCGAUAAAUUCAAUGUACAAGUGGUAUAAGUAUGCGGAGGUCUGUUUCGUGUAUUUAGCGGAUUAUCCCUCCCCUUCCGUCAGCGACUUCACGCACUCCAAAUGGUUUACGAGAGGCUGGACACUGCAGGAAUUCAUCGCCCCCAAGUCCGUCCUCUUCUUCGACGCAUCCUGGAACCGGAUUGGCGAUAGAGAUACUUUGCAAUCCGACCUCACGGCACGGACGAGCAUCCCGGCGGAAGUCCUGCUCGGGAGCAGGAACGUGGGAUGGGCGAGUGUGAGCUGCCGGAUGUCGUGGGCCGCGGGAAGGACAGUGACUGUUGAGGAGGAUAUUGCGUAUUGUCUGCUCGGUCUUUUUGGCGUCAACAUGCCGCUGCUAUAUGGAGAGGGGGCAGAGAGGGCGUUUCGAAGGUUGCAGGAGGAGAUUAUGCGGUAUAGUGAUGAUCAUUCAUUGUUCGCGUGGAAGAGCCAAAAUGCGGGUUCAUUUAUUCGUGGACCGCGUGGGGUCGAUGUAUUAUCAUCGGGCUCAGGGUUGUUGGCAGCCUCACCCGAUUACUUCGCCAGCACCAGAGAAUUCAAGCACGCGCCAAGUCGGGAGAACAACCGCCCCUUUGCGGUAACGAACAAGGGAAUCUACAUUGAUCUCUAUCUCCAGCGGUAUGGGCAUGAGGGACUGUAUGUGGCGAGUAUAGAGUUUUUGGAGAGCGAGGCCUGA